This is a messenger RNA of Brassica rapa (field mustard), 5646 nucleotides long. RefSeq names its product beta-glucosidase 27. Gene Ontology annotation, molecular function: beta-glucosidase activity. Gene Ontology annotation, biological process: response to salt stress; carbohydrate metabolic process; glucosinolate catabolic process. Lineage: Eukaryota; Viridiplantae; Streptophyta; Magnoliopsida; Brassicales; Brassicaceae. The record is from RefSeq and is a predicted model, not a curated record.
UUAUCAUCCAUUCCUCUCCCAAAAAGGUGUAAUUAUCUCAUUUUAAUGAAAUUUCAGAAAUGUUUUACUGGAAGAAAUGUAAAACACUAAAACUUAGUAACUUUUGGCAAGUUUUUCAAUAUUUUAAUCAUCAAGAGUAAUUGUGAUUUUACUAAGUUAAGUUUACGGCGAUUACUAAUAGAUCGACUCAAGAAAAUAUCAUUCAUUCAUGUGUGGAGCAAUGAUAACCCGUCAUAACCAAAUAGGUUUCUUUUGUUAAACUAUAAUAAAUUAUGUUAUUAAUUUAAGAAAAUGAAAGAAAUGCUGAUACAUGUAUUUUGUCCUCUCCAAAGACAUACUUUGCACACGGAGUCGACUCAUCAGUUUCAUAAUCGCAAGGUGGUGGCAUGGAGUCAUGGACCAUACUGAUUGCUCACGUUUGAAUUGUCAACUCCUUUCUUCUAAAUGGUGUCGACCUUUAUGAAAUAUCCAAUAUAUAUUUUAAAUCCGGUAAAUGUGUUAAUAAAUCAAUGAUGUUCCAUGCACAUAUGGAAAAUUAAUUAUUCAAUAAUAUAUAAAGGAUAAAAACAAUUUACUUAUUGUAUAUUAGUUUUAAGUUAAAAAUAUAUGAUAAGUAUGAAUUUAACAUGGUAUCAUAGCUCUUUAAUGUUGAGUCACUCUGUCAAUGUUGUUCAUAUAAUUGUCACACAUAAUCAUAAGGUUUCACAUUGGUAGUCAGAGAAUUAAUUCCAUUUUUCGCCAAUUAGUUUAAAUACUUGUGAUAAAGUCGAAUUUAACAAGAUAAGAAACCAAAAAAAAAACUAUUAUCUAUUUAUUACAUAAAGAGUUGUGUUUACCAUUGUUUUUCUUUCUAAGAAAAGGCUUUGUGUAUACCUCUCAUUUUUCUUCCAACAAUAUGCAUUUUAGAGCUAUUGUCGGAGGUGCUCUACCCUUUUGAGUGAACCAAAGCAUGAUCCUCCAAGUUUUGAUUCUGAGUAUAUUAAGUGAUGUUUUUAGCAAAAAAAAAAGUGUCAAAAUUGAUGCUGAGUUCCUAUUAGUCACGUGCCAAAAUGUCACCAUAUAUACUCCAGCACGUUCUUGUGUAUUCACACGUUCCCAAGUGGCUUCCUUUGUUGGCGGUCCUAACAAAUAGGUUGCAACUUGCCAAGGUAAGCCCCAAAAGUUUAGGUAUUCAACGAAAAUAUCCUUUUCUUGGAUAUCUCUAGAAAUAUCACAACUUUUGAAGCAAUCCUAAAACUUGGAAAGUGUUCAGAUUCGUAACAGCCACUAACUUAAAUCUUGGCGAUAAGCAGUAUACUUUUCAACAAACUCACUCAAAAGGUCCAUUGUUAUCGUACUGCUUUAAUUUCGCAGUAUAUAGACAGCUGGAAUAUAUAUAUCCAUAUAAGUUACUUACACCGAAAAACAUUUUAUUUAUUCAUAAAUAUGAUCAAUUAAUAAUUCAGUUAAAAGAAUCGUUUAAAAACAUAAUAAAUGCCUCAUUUCCGCCUCUGAAUUUUGUUCAGAACUACGGCUUGGCCAUCUUUCCAGUUCUAGAUUAGCAACUUCUUUGGUUUUGUCCCAUUUUCAGAAUUGGAAAAUGGUGCUGGAAAAGAGAGUGGCAAACUGAGGUGCUACUUUCAUCGUUAAAGUGUUCUUAGGUUGGAUCUGUUACAUUCUUAUGUGGCUGCAGGUCCACCUGGAUGGUUAAAGACUUAAAGGAGCUCUUUGUAAAUGAAAGUUGUUUGGCCUCUGCUCCAGUCAAUCCUAGUUAAUUUUUGGGGUGUUAUGGGAUUGUAUAGGACCUUUUGAUUGGCGUAAGCUGUGGUAUAGUUGUGAUUAAGAUCCCGAAGCUUGGUGUAAUGGUCGGAGCCUGGUGCUAUUUGUUCAAUUAUAAUGUAGCAUAUAAUUUCUACGUACUAUAAGAAAUAGCAUUAGCGAUGAUUAUUUUUUAUAAAAUAAUGAUAAAUCUUUGCGUUCAAGUAAUCCGGACGUCUAGUCGUCUACGGAAUUUCUUAUUCAAACUUGGAAAGAGUGAAAUAGCUGACUAAAGGUAGAAAACUAUAUAAAAACUUUCAGUUCUGAUGUAUCUUCUUAACUCAUUUAUUCUCUCAUUAAUGUUAUAUCGUCGCUUUCUAAUCUACCUACCAUGCAUGCUUAUUUAAUCACGAGGAAUAAUAAGUUUAAAAACUUGGAAAAUCUCCCUCACUCGUACUCAAAUUUACGCGGUAUCUCCGAAUAAGGUCGAGUCUAAUAUACAACAAUUAUAAAUCUUAAAGUCAACUGAUUUUUUUCUGAAAAACUUUGUUCGCGAUCUACGCGAUUAAGUUUUAUUUUCAGGAUUUAUCUGAUCUGUAAAAUUCGUUAGAUAAUUGUUACGUACCCGGGACGUUCAAAAUUGGUUUAAUGGAUCAACUAAGGCGGUGUUUGAGAGUUUAUUACGUACUAGAACAUCUAGUAACAUAUUUAAAAAAAAACAUCUAGUAACAUAUAUAUUUGGGAUUUAUUUUCUGUAAAAUAUUGACCUAAAAAUUGUUGUUGUUUUUUUUAAAACCUAAAAAAUGUUUUUAAACUAAUUUACACCAAUGCACAUUUUCCACGUACUUCUUUAAUUAUUUUGGUUUACAUUACAUGUAAAGACUUUUGUUAUAUAAUAUUACACCGAAAUCCACAAGAUUACACGACGUGAUUAAGAUAAUUGGAAAGACUAAACUUGGGGUUCCUAUUUUGACAACUGUUGUGAAUUUGUAGCAUUAUAUAGUUGUUCUUAGUUGAAGUUGUUAUUAGAUUUGAUUAGAGUAAAUUAAUCGUCGAGUCGUCUUAUACUGCUUUUCCCCGCGGUUAGUUGAAACAGAAAAACUUAUACUUUACAAUAAACUAUUAAUUUUGGUCUUCAGAAUGAAAUAAUUUAUACUAUUAAUUCCCUGUUUUGACUAAUAUUUUUAGUUUCUUUUAGCCAGAGUCACAUACCCAUACAGUACAUGCAUGAAUACAAACUGGGGAUUGUGCCACGUUACGAAAAUUCUUACGUUUAUUGAGUGAUGAUUUACUUGUACAAAAAGUGAAGACAUUUGACCAAGACAAAAGACGAAGCACGGUGUUUACUUUUAGGGAGAAAUUAAAGGAAGAUAUCCCUAACUUUUUCUGUUUUGAAUUUUCAAUGGCAUAUUAUUAUUUUUUUGAAGAAACAAAAAUAUAAAUCGCCAAGAUCAAGCAAAUUAUGUUAGAUGAAAAUAUUGUCAUCUUUUAAAAAGUAUAGCUAAUUUAUCAUAUGACUAGAAAAAUCAAGCCUCUACGUAUGGUUAAAACUCGAAUUUUAAAAUCUCUUAACAGUCUAUCAUUACACAUUUAAGUAUAACUACAUGGGUUAAUUACAUUCGUAGUUAAUACAUAUAUAUAUGACGAAAGGCAUAGUAGUCGACAUAAAAGAAGUAACCACCGGAGAGACAAAAGCCACUUGUAGGAUACACGACGAUGUACAAUAAAGCCAGACCAGACCCUACACUGAUCCAUUGUCACUCAGAGUGAUCUUUUAAUCGAAUGUUUCCAAAAACCUAUAUUAUAAAAAAAAAUGAAAUCUAUAGUUUCAAGGGAAAGGAAAAAAUGUAUAUCCAAAAUUCUAAAAUCCACCCUAGUCACAUCGUAUUUUUCCCGGCACUGUCUUAUUUAUUACGUAUUUUCUAUUAUAUAUUUUCCUUUGAAGUCAACAUAGGAGAAUCUAGUUGACAUAUGAACACAUAGCGAAUGUACACACCCUACUCUUUUCUCGUUUUGGUUAUAAUUGCCAAAUUAAUUCGAAUCAAACGAAACAAGCCAAGUCAAUAGACGUAGUUCACGUAUGCAACUAGUUUGACUAAAUUGAAGUUUGAAUAUUCUUGGUUCCUUAAUACGAUUUCGUUUGCCUAUAUAAAACCUUACCAUAUCCGAUCGUUUCAGUCACAACCCAAAUCUCAUUACAUUCAUUUCAUUUAUUUAUAUAAGUUUGAAAAAAAUAAGUAAAUAACCCCAGCUUCAUUCCUUAAAGAUCAUAAGUUGCAAAACAAGAUGAUGCCAGGAAAGAAGAUUUACGCAGCUAAGAACUCGUUUGGCCGAUCCAAUUUCCCUGAAGGCUUCUUGUUCGGGACCGCCUCAUCGGCUUACCAAUACGAAGGAGCCGUGAACGAUGCAUCUCGGGGGCUAAGUGUUUGGGAUACUUUUGUCCGCAAGCAUCCAGAAAGGAAUUGUUACUCUCAUGCGGACCAAGCAGUGGAGUUUUAUCACCAUUACAAGGAGGAUAUCCAACGAAUGAAAGAUAUCAAUAUGGAUUCAUUCAGAUUCUCAAUCUCAUGGCCUCGGCUUUUUCCUCAUGGAAAGAAAAGCAAAGGAGUGAACAAGGAGGGAAUCAAAUUCUACAACGACCUCAUCGACGAACUCCUAGCCAACGGAAUCACACCUCUAGCGACUUUGUUCCAUUGGGAUACUCCACAAGCCUUAGAAGAUGAAUACAACGGGUUUUUAAGCGAAAAAGCUGUUGAUGAUUUCCGCGAUUUUGCUACCAUAUGUUUUGAGGAAUUUGGCGACCGUGUGAAAUAUUGGGUGACACUAAAUGAGCCAUGGGUUUACAGUAUUGGUGGUUACGAUACAGGGAGAAAAGCUCCUGGCCGCGCCUCUAAUUACAUGAACGAAGCAGCUUUAGCCGGUGAAUCUGGUCUGGAGGUGUACACUGUUAGUCACAAUCUACUCUUAGCUCAUGCUGAAGCUGUUGAAGUCUUCAGAAAUAACCCAAAGUGUAAAGAUGGAAAAAUCGGUAUUGCACAUUGUCCGGUCUGGUUCGAACCUUACGACUCGAACUGUCCUGAUGAUCACGAAGCAGUUGAGCGUGCCAUGGAAUUUAUGUUUGGGUGGCAUAUGGAUCCAACGGUCUAUGGAGAUUAUCCACAAGUCAUGAAAAGAUCAAUAGGAAAAAGAUUACCGUCGUUUACUGCAGCUCAAUCUCAGAAAUUAAAAGGAUCUUUUGACUUCGUGGGAGUAAAUUAUUACAGUGCCUUUUACGUUAAAAAUGUUACUGACGUCGAUCAUAACACUCCAAAUUGGAGAUCCGACGCAUGCAUCGAAUGGAAAAAACAAAACAAAGCUGGAGAAAUUUUGGGACCUAGAGGUGUUUCAGAAUGGGACUUUUUAUACCCGCAAGGAUUAAGAAAGUUUCUAAAUCAUGCAAAAAACAAAUACGGAAGCCCUAAAUUUAUGAUAACUGAAAAUGGACAUUGCGAUAUUGACUAUGAAAAGAAAGCUAAACUCUCGAAUCUGAUGGAUCUUCAGAGGACAGAGUACCAUGAAAAACAUCUCCAAAGCAUCCACCAGGCCAUCAAGGAGGAUGGUGUUCAAGUAGAAGGGUACUAUGCAUGGUCAUUGCUUGACAAUUGCGAAUGGAACGCUGGUUAUGGUGUUAGAUACGGACUAUUUUACGUAGACUACAACAAUGGUUUAAAACGUUAUCCAAAAAUGUCGGCAAUGUGGUUCAAAGAGUUUUUGAAGAAAGAAGAGAUUGAAGAUUCCGAGAAAGAAGGAUUAAUGUUGAACUCUCUUGUUAAUAAGAAGAGGAAGAGAUUCUUAACAUCUUCUGGUUUGCCUUCCUGUUAUAUACCUAAGAUGUCCGAAUCCUCUAAAGCCCUUGAACUCUUUUUCUAA